CGCUGACCGUGCGCGUGCACUGUCGAGGAGCGCAGUCAUCAGGAUGGCUCGAACCAUGGAACCGCUGGCAAGGAAGAUCUUUAAAGGAGUUUUAGCCGCUGAAUUUGUGGGUGUUUUUGGAGCUUAUUUUUUAUUUAAAAAGAUGAACUCAAGCCAAGAUUUCAGGCAAACAAUGAACAAGACAUGUCCCUUCAUUUUAGAAGUUUAUUACAAAUCCAUUGAACAGUCUGGAAUGUAUGGAGUUAGAGAGAAAGAUCAACAAAAGUGGUUGGAUAGCAAAAAUUAAGGAUUUGGCUGCUGUUCAGAAUUUAUCCUCACAAGAAACAAACAGCAUCACUCAGGAUCAAAAUUCCACAGCUGACAUGGAUGGAGUUUGUAACAUGUGAAGCAAAAUAUAAAUUAUAAUUUAGGUCUUAUUCUUUGGGCUGGAAAAAGCUGACUGAAGUAGGUUUAUUGUGUUAUCAA
Phodopus roborovskii (desert hamster) is the source of this 465-nucleotide messenger RNA. It is a transcript of the gene Cebpzos, whose product is annotated as CEBPZ opposite strand. The coding region runs from base 44 to 286 and encodes 80 amino acids. Lineage: Eukaryota; Metazoa; Chordata; Mammalia; Rodentia; Cricetidae. The transcript has 5 exons. The record is from RefSeq and is a predicted model, not a curated record.